UCAAACCGGAGACGAGCGAGGGGCAGAAUAGCAUGUAAGAAGGAGCCGGAGACGGUAUAACAAAGAGCAGGGUGACAGCAGAGGGGCAGCAGCUGGGGCCCUGCGCGUCCGGGGACCUCCACCGGGACCAGCGGAGACAUGAAGUGUGAGAACUGCACCAAGGCGGAAUGUAGCAAGAAAAAGAAGCAGGAUGCAGCUGAUGCGGAGCUUUCCGUGGCGCAGGCUGUGGAGGACGGAGAUGAGAAAAGCGAAUUUCACCGCCUGGCCGAUGCCCGUAUCUUCCUGAGUGAUUGCCUGGCCUGUGGAAACUGUGUGACCUCAGAAGAAGGCGCCAAGAUCUUCGCGCAGAACCAGAAGGCGUUUUUCAAGGUUUUGAGUCUCAAUAAGAAAUGUGACGCUUCCCUCCAUAGACUGGUGGUGGCGUCAGUCAGUCCCCAGUCCGUGCCUUAUUUUGCCGCCAAGUUCCAGCUUUCCGUCUGUGAGGCGGCUAAGAAAAUCUGUGGCUUCCUCAAGAGUCUAGGCGUCCAUCAUGUGUUUGAUACAACGAUCGCUGCCGAUUUCAGCAUCCUGGAGACCCAGAGAGACUUCAUCCAAAGGUUUAGGCGGCAGACGCAGGAUGAGCACGCCUUCCCCAUGUUUGCCUCCGCUUGUCCUGGAUGGGUGCAGUAUGCUGAACGUGUUCUGGGUGACUUGGUUACACCACACAUCUGCACUGCAAAAUCGCCGCAGCAGAUCAUGGGGUCACUGAUGAAGAGCUACUUUGCGUCACAGAAGAAUCUGGCCCCAGAUAAGAUCUUCCACCUCGCUGUGGCGCCGUGUUAUGACCGGAAGAUGGAGGCUCUCAGGGAAGACUAUUACACCGACCUUUUCAACUGCCGUGACGUCGACUGCGUGCUGACUUCAGGUGAGGUGAUGCAGAUUAUGGAGCAGAGGAACGUUUCAGUCAAAGAAAUAGAAGAAUCCCCCCUGGAGAAUGUCUUUGGGGGAACCACAUGUCAGUUUGUCCGCCAUGAAAGCACCAGCUCGGAUGGUUACCUCGCAUACGUCUUCCGCCAUGCUGCCAAGGAGCUGUUUGGCAUGGAGGUGCAAGAAAUCACAUAUAAGACAUUAAAGAACAAAGACUUCCAAGAAGUGUGCUUAGAAAAAGAUGGGGAGACUGUCCUGAGAUUUGCCGCCGCCUAUGGGUUUCGGAACAUUCAGAACAUGGUACUGAAAUUGCGCAAGGGGAAAUUUCACUAUCAUUUCGUGGAAGUCUUGGCUUGUCCAGGAGGUUGCUUGAAUGGGAAAGGCCAGGCCCAGUCGGCGGACGGCAAACCGGAGCGGGCGCAGCUCCAAGAGAUGGAGGCCUUAUUCACAAAUGUGCCAGUUCAGAGCCCAGAAAAUAACCCCCACAUCCAAGAGUUAUACACCAGCUGGCUGGAGGGAGAGGAGUCCCAGAAAUCCAGAGAGACUCUACAUACCAAAUACGUGCCCUCCACUCACAGCACUGCCCGCGUGGACAUGAAAUGGUGACAGAUCCCUCCGCUGCCAGCGGGCACGUUAAGGACUUGAACUGCAGUAUAAGACAGGCAUCUUUGUCGUCAGAGGUCCGGGAGACAAAAUGGCCGACUUUUAUGCAGCCCCCCCACCGUCCUUUAAAGUCAUCUUAAAUUAAAUGCUGCCAACGGCAGGGGUGGCACGUCUGUGUUACAUAUGAAUUCCAUGUGGGAAAGUUGUGUGUUCUCUUAUGUCUGUGUCAUGUAAUAUCACGUGGUCCUUUCUCAAUCAUCCUCUCAACCCUUGAUUUGCUGCUAGAUCCCCCCGAACUGCUGUGUGCAUGCCUGUUAACCCCCUCCGUGCCGGCGUGCAGUUUUGCCUCUUAUUUAUACAGAUCCUGCAUACGUGUUGUCGUCAGUGUUGCGUAAUCUGUCGCAUUUCGCGGGCUGUUGGAAACGGACGAAGGCCAGAAAAUAAUGCAGCCACAGAACGGGAGGAGUAGUCUGCAGAUAUUUUGGCUGGCCAAUAUUGACAUGACCGCUCCUUUUGGUAUGGAGUAGUUUAAUAUUAAAAAAAUAUAUAUAUUAAUCUAAAUUUAUUUUGAUCCCCUUCAGUCUAAUAUUUGGCACUAAAAUAUCAGCGCCUGUAGCUGGGGUGUAAGCCAUCGCUCAUCUCAAGAUUUUCUCUUUUUAAUAAAAAUAAAUAAAUUUAAAAAUGACCAUAAUCCCAUACACUUUAGAUCACGCUCUCUCAUACAUGUGUUCUGAAUAGGGGGAGGGAGCAAGCUGCUGCUAGACCCGUCUGGUGGUGGCUCAUCUCCCCUGAAAAACAAAGGAUCAGGCAUGUUGAAAUCCAGCAACCCGAUCUUUCUCUCUCCUGCCCUCAGAGGAAAGUCAUGAUGCCCUCUACAGUCAUUAGAUGGGCAGCCAGUGCCAACAUUAGUGGCUUCUAUGGGAAUCUACAUUUCUAAUGUUCCGACAGAAAAAUCCAUUGUGGAAUCCAAAACCGAAAUCCAAGGUCGACCCUCUGAUUUCUUGCGCAGAUUUAUAUUUGUACUUGUGGAUCCCCACGUCUCAUUAAAUUUUACAAAAAAAAAAUUCCACACACAUUGCCACCUGUGUUUUUUCAAACAGGAAAAAAAUAAAUAAAAAAAUCAAUGGAUGUCUAUGGGAGAAAAAUGACGGAAAUUGGGCAAAAGACACCAUACCCCCAGCAUGGACCCAAAAAACAUCUCGUAUAUUAGAA
This is a messenger RNA of Bufo bufo (common toad), 2721 nucleotides long. RefSeq names its product nuclear prelamin A recognition factor (gene NARF). Gene Ontology annotation, cellular component: lamin filament. Gene Ontology annotation, molecular function: lamin binding. The transcript has 11 exons. The coding region runs from base 139 to 1512 and encodes 457 amino acids. The record is from RefSeq and is a predicted model, not a curated record. Lineage: Eukaryota; Metazoa; Chordata; Amphibia; Anura; Bufonidae.